GUAGAUUGCCGGAAUUAACCUGCUGUGUAGCGAUAUGCAGGUGAAGCAGGGUGAAGUGUUCUUAUGCAACACGACAUCGACGUUAAAGGACGACUGGCAUUAGCUACACAGUUGGGUGUUUCUCAAACCGGGUUCCUAGCAGCAAGUGUCAAAAUGUUGGCGAGAGGAAAUGCUGGACGUCGCCGUUUGAACAACGACAAAGGUAAGGGUUCUAUGAGAAGCCCAAGGCCAAGCCCACGACCAAGCCCACGUCCAAGCCCAAGGCCAAGCCCACGACCAAGCCCACGACCAAGCCCAAGGCCAAGCCCAAACAUGCGAGCAAGCUCUAGUUUGACUGCAAGCAUAAACCAAAGCAUAUACACAAGGUUUCCAGAAGCUGCUUCUAGAGAAGGUAAGAGGUUAGAUUAUUCCGGAAACGUUACAUUGACUUUGAGUCGGGAAUCAAGCCAGUUUCACCAAAAUGCAUAUCAGUCAAAAACCAAGCCAACCGGCUGCAUUAACCAUGCUGUAAGCUGGACGGAAGGUGAUGGGGUUACAACAGGGAAUUCGCCAAUCGUUGAAGAAAUCCAGGAAGCAUCAGAAUUCAUAUCAGACUUCGAUUUGACAAUGUGUCGCCUCGAGCAGCUCGAAAAGAAGAGUCUUCAACAAAGGCUUUCAAGCAGGUUCUCUUACCAAGCGACGGAAGACGAAGACGAAGAAAAGCUGCCUGAAAUCGAAAAACUUUUUACAGCCUCAAAGCUAAGUAAGAAACAGAAACAGGCCCUGCUGCUUCUCAUUAUUUGCUUUGACGCAGAUUUUCCUGCAGCAGUAUUUGAAAAGAUAAGCAAGUCACCGACAAUGAAGUACAUAUGUGAAGAGAUCUUUAACAGCAAAUGCUUCAGCAUUCUUAAGGCAAUAGCUUAAAGUGCCACUUAGCUCAGUAGGCUGCCAUACUACUUAUCGAUCUACUUUACGAUGAACAAUCGAUAAACUGCCAUGGAUGAACGGCAAUCGUGAACUGCAAACUAUUAGUUGCAAUCUAUGACUUGUAGAAUAGCACCGCUAAAAGUAGACAUAAACUCUUCUAUUCUUUCAAUGGAGUCAGUAUACCAAGUUUGUCUUUGACUGCAGUUUUGGUUGCACUCAGUUUACUAGCUCGAAGAAUCAAAACUUCUUUGCAUAAUGUAUGUGAACAGGCUGUAGAUAGUACAUGCGAUAUAUUAUUAACAGCAAAAUU
Rhopilema esculentum is the source of this 1216-nucleotide messenger RNA. RefSeq lists its product as uncharacterized. Lineage: Eukaryota; Metazoa; Cnidaria; Scyphozoa; Rhizostomeae; Rhizostomatidae. The record is from RefSeq and is a predicted model, not a curated record.